GGUGCCCCAUUGAAAAGGCUGCGGCGCUCCGGCCGCCCAGCACUCUCUCACUUCUGGCCAGGGAACGUGGAAGGCGCAGCGACAGGGAGCUGGCCAGAGAGGGCAAGUGAACGGAGGCAAUCAGAAAGAAAGGGGUUCACAAAAUAAUCCUAAAAAGUCAGAGCCGCAGGAGCAGUGAUCAAGACCAGGCGCCCAAGAGCGCAGCUUAGGACGGCAGGGACCGGGGACGCGGAGAGCGCGCUCGGCACAGACUUUUGCAGCUUCUCUUGGCUUUUUUUUUUCCUUUCUUUAACCAGAAGGUGCCAGCGGCAGCCUCACACGCGAGUGCCACGCGAGGCUCCCAAAGCCAACCGGGAAGGGAGGAGGGGAGGGAGGAGGCGGCGGCUUAGAGGGAGGACCACCGUUUGUACCAGCCUUGCUCCUUCUAAAUAGUCUCCCAGGGAAUUUUGCAUUUCUUCAACUUCCCUCGGGACUCCCUCCUCAUCUCUUCUUUCCUUCUCUGUUCUUGGACCCAAGUCUCCUCUGUGCCCUCGCACCUAGCGCCCCCACCCUCUACCCCGCUCACUCUGUUCCCGAGACUCCUUAGCUGUCGCUGCGCGCAUGGAGAGCUCUGCUAAGAUGGAGAGCGGAGGCGUGGGCCAGCAGCCCCAGCCGCAGCCGCCCUUCCUGCCACCCGCAGCCUGCUUCUUUGCCACGGCCGCAGCCGCCGCGGCCGCUGCGGCCGCAGCCGCAGCGCAGAGCGCGCAGCAGCAGCAGCAGGCGCCGCAGAUGAGCCCGGCAGCCGACGGCCAGCCCUCAGGGGGCGGUCACAAGUCAGGGCCCAAGCAAGUCAAGCGACAGCGCUCGUCCUCGCCCGAACUGAUGCGCUGCAAACGCCGGCUCAACUUCAGCGGCUUCGGCUAUAGCCUGCCACAGCAGCAGCCGGCCGCCGUGGCGCGCCGCAACGAGCGCGAGCGCAACCGCGUCAAGCUGGUGAACCUGGGCUUUGCCACUCUGCGGGAGCACGUCCCCAACGGCGCAGCCAACAAGAAGAUGAGCAAGGUGGAGACGCUGCGUUCGGCCGUCGAGUACAUCCGCGCGCUGCAGCAGCUGCUGGACGAGCACGACGCGGUGAGCGCCGCCUUCCAGGCGGGCGUGCUGUCACCCACUAUCUCCCCCAACUAUUCCAACGACAUGAACUCCAUGGCCGGUUCUCCCGUCUCUUCCUACUCGUCGGACGAGGGCUCCUACGACCCGCUCAGCCCCGAGGAGCAGGAGCUGCUCGACUUCACCAACUGGUUCUGAGGGACUGGGCCUGUCAGGCCUGGGUGCCAGUGGAUUUUGGAAGCAGGGUGACACACUUCCUGCCUCUUUCGUGCUUUUUGGUCAGUGACGUGAGAGGGAGGGAAAAAGUGAAAAGAAAAAAAAAACAUAACAGAAGAAGAUUUAAAAAAAAAGAAAGGGGCAACCUCCCAAAACAAACCAGGGGCAACCAACCCCAACGCCAGCUACGGCCUGGGAGGCAAGACUCCAGGGAUGCGUCCAGAGCCGCACCCUUGCGCUCCCGUCGUUCACGGAGAUAACCAAGAGCGACUAGGACCCGAGUCAAGGCACAAAAUCCAGCGAGAGCAGCGGGCUCCUGACAGAAGGGAGCAGCACCUGCCGCAGAGUAACUCCCACCCACCACUAACUCACAGAGUUGAAAGCGCCAGCGCAGGCGCCACCUCCCCGCCCUCUUUGAAAGCCUAGUUCUUAGCCCUGUACAAACGGGUUGGU
Molecule: messenger RNA, 1755 nt
Organism: Ochotona princeps (American pika)
Lineage: Eukaryota; Metazoa; Chordata; Mammalia; Lagomorpha; Ochotonidae
Gene: ASCL1
Product: achaete-scute family bHLH transcription factor 1
Exons: 2
Coding region: 601-1284 (227 amino acids)
Biological process (GO): developmental process; regulation of transcription by RNA polymerase II
Molecular function (GO): DNA-binding transcription factor activity, RNA polymerase II-specific; protein dimerization activity; RNA polymerase II transcription regulatory region sequence-specific DNA binding
Source: RefSeq, a predicted model, not a curated record